AUGUUUCCUAAUAGAAGAGAAGUGCAUACAGCCCCGUGCCAUGACGAGAAGAAGCUGAAGAGAGUGUCAUACGAGGACAUUCUUAAAGCUACCAACUGGUUUUCUUUGGUCCAUACUAUCAGCUCAACUUGUACUGGUUCAGUUUAUGUUUGUAGGUUCAAGUCCGACAAGAGCCUAGUUGCCAUCAAAGUAUUCAACUUGAAUGAACCUGGUGGAUACAAUAGUUACCUUAUUGAGUGUGAAGUGCUGCGAAGCACCCGCCAUAGAAAUAUAAUGCGGCCUGUGACACUGUGCUCAACAUUGGAUUCACAAAACCAUGAGUUCAAAGCACUGAUCUUUGAGUUCAUGGUUAAUGGCAGCCUGGAGAGAUGGUUGCAUUCGGAGCAACACAAUGGAAUCCCAGACAAAGUGCUAAGCUUUGGGCAGAGGAUAUGCAUAGCAGUAGAUGUGGCUUCUGCUCUUGAUUAUGUUCACAAUGAACUGACGCCUCCUUUGAUCCAUUGUGAUUUGAAGCCAAACAAUGUCCUUUUGUAUGAUGACAUGACUGCACGGCUCAGUGACUUUGGCUCAGCGAAGUUUCUAUCACUAGGUCUGCUAAGUCCUAAAAGCCUAGAUGAAGUUGGAGGGACAAUUGGAUAUGUGGCACCUGGAGAGGAACACUAA
This is a messenger RNA of Aegilops tauschii subsp. strangulata, 663 nucleotides long. Lineage: Eukaryota; Viridiplantae; Streptophyta; Magnoliopsida; Poales; Poaceae. The record is from RefSeq and is a predicted model, not a curated record.